This is a messenger RNA of Cylindrotheca closterium, 633 nucleotides long. NCBI's taxonomy places the organism in Eukaryota, Bacillariophyta, Bacillariophyceae, Bacillariales, Bacillariaceae. The record is from the annotation of a GenBank genome assembly.
AUGACUGGUGUUGAAGGUCUUGACUCUGUUGAUUCCUUUGCCAACAGAACCACUUCUCAAGUUCGUGAAGAUAUCAAAUCUAUGCAAAGAGCUCCAGAUCCCAACAAUCCAAAUGCAACUAUUGGAGUCACUACUUGCAAAGCGAUGACUAUCCAUUGUAUCUUGAAAUAUGGGAAGCUCCUCAUUUUGGUUCAGCAAACCCAUACACUAGCCUUUGGAACCAUCCCAAAUCUCCUUUUUAUUGGUCAAUUCUAUCAUGAAAAUCCGGAUCUCAUGGAAGGGGACUACUACCCAAUUCCUCCUCAUCCUCCAAAGUUCAACAAUUGCGAUGGUCAAAUCAUGAUGGAAAACAUGGAAAGUUGGGCUUGUACUGCCUAUGGAUUCCGUGGAAUCCGCCUUGAUUAUAUUUUCCGUGAAAAAUCUGCACUUCCAGUUGUUGGUGACCCUGGUUUCCUCCAAGCCGACGACGUCUCUCGCUCCCCCAUUGAAGAAGAACUUGUCCAACAUGCUGCCCAUACUGGUGCUGUGUUCCGUUGCAACAACCAGAAAUUUUGGGUUAUGCUCCAAGCCGUCACUCAUGAAACCGAUGCUUACAAUCACGUUUGUCAAUUUGCUCCAACUUUGAAUGGUUGA